UUCAUAGAAAAAAUAAAAUUACAAGUCAUGUGAUUUCCUUCUGCGCAAGUGGCAGCAAAAAUAACACCGACGCGUUACUUCUAAAAAAAACAACAAGUAACUGAGAAAAUACAAUUAAUUCCCACCAUGGCUGAUGACUUGAAGAGGUACUUGUACAAACAGCUACCAAGUGUUGAGGGUCUUCAUGCAAUUGUAGUAACAGACAGGGAUGGUGUCCCAGUUAUCAAAGUGGCCAACGAUAAUGCACCAGAAUACGCACUACGUCCAGGCUUUCUCUCAACCUUUGCAUUGGCCACAGACCAGGGCAGUAAGCUAGGGUUAUCCAAAAACAAGAGCAUCAUCUGCUACUAUAACACAUACCAGAUUGUCCAGUUUAAUCGGUUACCAUUGGUGAUCAGCUUCAUCGCAAGCAGUAGUGCCAACACAGGUUUGAUCAUCAGUCUCGAGAAGGAGCUUGUGCCGCUAAUCGAAGAGCUGAGGCAAGUCGUAGAGGUCGCUUGACAACAGUUCUGUUGCAGAAUCACCAGAUUGUGAUCAUGAAAAAGGAUCUACCUGAAACAGUUACAUUUAUUUUUAUAUCGAUCAUGCACACACAGAUUUCUCUGCUGCUGAAAGACAUACAAGUUUUUGGUGACAUGAUGCUGUAUUGUUUCCCGCAUUUUCUAAUACCCUUUCAUUGCUUUUUGAAGAAUAUUAUUAAACUGUGUGACUGAU
Esox lucius (northern pike) is the source of this 714-nucleotide messenger RNA. It is a transcript of the gene lamtor3, whose product is annotated as late endosomal/lysosomal adaptor, MAPK and MTOR activator 3. The transcript has 7 exons. NCBI's taxonomy places the organism in Eukaryota, Metazoa, Chordata, Actinopteri, Esociformes, Esocidae. Bases 127 to 501 code for a protein of 124 amino acids. The record is from RefSeq and is a predicted model, not a curated record. Gene Ontology annotation, cellular component: Ragulator complex. Gene Ontology annotation, biological process: cellular response to amino acid stimulus; positive regulation of TOR signaling.